ACUUCAGAAGGCGACUGAAUGUGGAGACAGGGCCUUUGGGCAGCAACUCGUUAAGUGGGGCCUCGUGAGUGAGUCCUGAUCCCCCGCCUGGUGUCUUUAUAAGCAGAGGAGACACACCAGGGCUGUGAGCGCAGCCCGGAGAGGCCACGGCGGGCCAUGGCGAGAAGGUGGCCAAGCCCCAGGAGAGGCUCAGGAGACACCACCCCCAGCGCCUUGGUCCCGGACCUCCGGCCUCCAGAUCCCUGCCAGCGGGGUGGGCACCCUCCCCGGCUGGGCGGCCGGGUCUCAGGGCCCAGCCAUGUCCGCGAUCCUGCAGGAGCUGCUGCGCGUCUCCGAGAAGGCGGCCCACAUCGCCCGCGCCUGCCGCCAGCAGGACGCCCUCUUCCAGCUGCUCAUCGAGGAGAAGAAGGGCGGCGAGAAGAACAAGAAGUUCGCCGUGGACUUCAAGACGCUGGCCGACGUGCUGGUGCAGGAAGUCAUAAAGCGGCACAUGGAGAGCAAGUUUCCAGGCUUGGAGGACAAAAUUUUUGGAGAAGAAUCGAACGAGUUUACUAAUGCCCUGGGAGAAAUGAUCGUCUUGCGACUGUGCCCGACAGAGGGGGAGACGGCAGAGCUUCUGAGCAAAGUCCUGAACGGGAACCAGCUGGCGGCCGGGGCACUGGCCAAGGUCGUUCACGAGGACGUUGCCUUCGCCGACCCGGCCCUGGAUUCGGUCCAGGUCACCAUUCCUCACGACACUUUGGGAAUCUGGGUGGAUCCCAUAGAUUCCACGCAUCAGUACAUCCAGGGCUCUGCCGACGUGGAGCCCAGCCACGGAGUCUUCCCCCGGGGGCUCCCGUGCGUCACCAUCCUCAUCGGCGUCUAUGACCUGCGGACGGGGCUGCCCCUGAUGGGGGUCAUCAACCAGCCUUUCGUGUCGCAGGACCCUGACACCCUCAGGUGGGAAGGACGGUGCUACUGGGGCCUCUCCUACAUGGGCACCAACAUCCACUCCCUGCUGCCCCGAGGGACAUUUAGAUUCUGCAUCCAGGGCCUCGUGGACCUGUACGUCUUCUCCUACGACACCACCUUCAAGUGGGACUCGUGCGCGCCCCACGCCAUCCUGCGGGCCAUGGGCGGCGGCAUGGUGGACUUCCAGGGCUGCCUGGCCAGGGGCCCCGCCGCGGGCCGGGAGUGGCCGCAGCUGCUGUACCACGUGGGCCACGAAGGCGCCCGUGGCGUGGAUCGCUGGGCCAACAAGGGGGGACUCAUCGCAUACAGGUCGCGCCAGCAGCUGGAGACAUUCCUGAGCCUCCUCGCCCCGCACCUGGUGCCUGCGGACGCGCGCGCAUAGACAGCCUCUCCCGCCCAUAGAAACCAAACUGACCCUGGGCCCCGUGCCUAUCGCCGGCAGAUUGCUUUGUCCUAUGGGUGGUCAGCGUUCAUCUCCCUCUUCGGGGGAGUAUCUUUCCAUUCUGUGUUCAUAUGAUGUUAAUUU
Messenger RNA from Myotis davidii, 1477 nucleotides. RefSeq names its product inositol polyphosphate-1-phosphatase (gene INPP1). NCBI's taxonomy places the organism in Eukaryota, Metazoa, Chordata, Mammalia, Chiroptera, Vespertilionidae. The transcript is spliced from 6 exons. Gene Ontology annotation, biological process: phosphatidylinositol phosphate biosynthetic process. Gene Ontology annotation, molecular function: inositol-1,4-bisphosphate 1-phosphatase activity. The record is from RefSeq and is a predicted model, not a curated record. Bases 299 to 1333 code for a protein of 344 amino acids.